AGGACUUGUCAUCUGUGUCCGGCGGCGCUGGGAGGAGCAGGGCGGCUGUGGGUGGGUCUGACGUGAGGCUACACGAGAUUCUCCUGCGCGCCGCUUUCUACUACUUUCGGCUCGCGGGUGUCUUUGCCAUGGGGCUGCCGCAGAUGUGGAGGCUCGUGUGGAGGUUUAAUUCAUUCAGAAGAACUGAUAUCAUACUGCAACAUUUGAGAAUGUCUAAGCACACGGAGGCAGCAGAAGUACUAUUGGAAAGAAAAGGUUGUGCAGGAGUGAUAACACUAAACAGACCAAAGUUCCUAAAUGCACUGAAUGUUAGUAUGAUUCGGCACAUUUAUCCACAGCUGAAGAAUUGGGAACAAGAUCCUGAAACUUUCCUGAUCAUUAUAAAAGGAGCUGGUGGAAAGGCUUUCUGUGCUGGGGGUGAUAUCAGAGCGAUCUCUGAAGCUGGAAAGGCAAACCAGAAGAUAGCUCAAGAUUUCUUUAGAGAAGAAUAUAUGCUGAACAAUGCCAUUGGUUCUUGCCAGAAACCAUAUGUUGCACUUAUUCAUGGAAUUACAAUGGGUGGGGGAGUUGGUCUCUCAGUUCAUGGGCAAUUCCGAGUGGCUACUGAAAAGUCUCUCUUUGCGAUGCCAGAAACAGCAAUAGGACUAUUCCCUGAUGUGGGUGGAGGUUAUUUCUUGCCACGACUUCGAGGAAAACUUGGUUAUUUCCUUGCAUUAACAGGAUUCAGGCUGAAAGGAAGAGAUGUGUAUGCAGCAGGAAUUGCUACACAUUUUGUAGAUUCUGAAAAGUUGGGCAUGUUAGAAGAAGAUUUGUUAGCCUUAAAAUCUCCCUCAAAAGAAAAUAUUGCAGAUGUCUUAGAUGCUUACCAUGCAAAGUCCAAGAUUGAUCAAGACAAGUCUUUUAUACUUGAGGAACACAUGGACAAAAUAAACAGUUGGUUCUCGGCCAAUACCUUGGAAAAGAUAAUUGAAAAUUUACAGCAAGAUGGUUCAUCUUUUGCCCUAGAACAGUUGAAGGUAAUUAGUAAAAUGUCUCCAACAUCCCUAAAGAUCACACUAAGGCAACUCAUAGAGGGGUCUUCAAAGACCUUGCAAGAAGUAUUAACUAUGGAAUAUCGGCUGAGUCAAGCUUGUAUGGGAGGCCAUGACUUUUAUGAAGGUGUUAGGGCAGUUUUAAUAGAUAAAGACCAGAGUCCAAAGUGGAAACCGGCUGAUUUAAAAGAAGUUACUGAUGAAGAUUUGAAUGAUUACUUUAAAUCUCUGGGAAGUAACGAUUUGAAAUUUUAAGGUGACUAGAUUUUUAAGGGAUUAUUUUGGAGCAAGUGUCAGCAAACCAAAGUACAUGGGCCAGAUCCGGCCUGCUGCCUGUUGUUCAGUUUUCCACAAGCUAAGAAUGGUUUCUGUAUUUUUAAAUGGCUGAGGGGGGGGGGGGGAAAAAUCAAAGACUAAUAUGUCAUGACGUGUGAAAAUUACAUGAAAUUCAAAUAUCAGUGUUCAUAAAUAAAGCUUUAUUGGAACAUCACUGUA
Messenger RNA from Leptonychotes weddellii (Weddell seal), 1526 nucleotides. RefSeq names its product 3-hydroxyisobutyryl-CoA hydrolase (gene HIBCH). Gene Ontology annotation, biological process: L-valine catabolic process. The record is from RefSeq and is a predicted model, not a curated record. Gene Ontology annotation, cellular component: mitochondrion. Lineage: Eukaryota; Metazoa; Chordata; Mammalia; Carnivora; Phocidae. Gene Ontology annotation, molecular function: 3-hydroxyisobutyryl-CoA hydrolase activity.